Messenger RNA from Aethina tumida (small hive beetle), 603 nucleotides. RefSeq lists its product as uncharacterized. Bases 1 to 603 code for a protein of 200 amino acids. Lineage: Eukaryota; Metazoa; Arthropoda; Insecta; Coleoptera; Nitidulidae. The record is from RefSeq and is a predicted model, not a curated record. The transcript is spliced from 5 exons.
AUGAAUUGGAUCAGGUGUGUUAUAGUAUGGAAAGAAUCAUUAUGGCUUGCUUUGGAAGUAGCUGGAAAAUUAGAACGUGAAGCUGCAAUUAAGGAAGGACAUGUAGAUUCACAUGGCAUUCCAUAUAUAACUGAUGGAUAUUUAGAUGGAGGAUGGUCUAAACGAAGCUAUGGACAUACGUAUAAUGCAAAUUCUGGAGCUGCUGUUAUAAUAGGGAAAACAACAGGAAAAGUAUUAUUCGUAGGUGUAAGGAAUAAAUACUGUUGUAUUUGCGCUAGAGCCGAAAACAAUAAUGAAGCUGCUAAAACACAUAUUUGUUUUAAAAAUUGGUCCGGUUCAUCAUCUUCAAUGGAACAGGAUAUAAUAGUGGAGGGAUUUAAUAACAGCAUAGAAAUGCAUGGGUUGAAAUACUUAAAAUUUAUUGCAGAUGGUGAUUCCUCAGUUUUUAAAAAUAUUAAAGAAAAGGUACCAUAUGGACACGAGGUUGUUAAAAUUGAAUGCAUGAACCAUGUAUUAAAAAAUUUCAGUAAAACCCUUUACAAAAUUAAAAAAGAUACUCAAGGGGUCCCUGUUGAUGCCAGAAAGAUGAUCCAGAAAAUCUAG